Penicillium cataractarum is the source of this 321-nucleotide messenger RNA. RefSeq lists its product as uncharacterized. The transcript has a single exon. Lineage: Eukaryota; Fungi; Ascomycota; Eurotiomycetes; Eurotiales; Aspergillaceae. Bases 1 to 321 code for a protein of 106 amino acids. The record is from RefSeq and is a predicted model, not a curated record.
AUGCCAUCUUCCAAAACAGACACCGCGAUGCGGUACCCCGCCAGCGACGACCAACAACGUCGCGCCUGGACGACCCAGGACAAGAAGGCGUCGGCCAAAGCCCAGAGCGAGCUCAGCUCUGGCAGGAACAAGGCCGAAGAUAGCUCGACUUGGUCUCCCGAACAGCUGUUGGCAUCCCAUAUGGAUGCCUCCGGUAACCCGGAGGCUGACCCAGCGACAUUUGGCGACGGAGCCAAGGCUAAGAUGAACAAGAGAGGCAGCAUGACGGACGAGGCUGAUUUGUUCGAGGCGAUGAAUGCGGAGACAGCGGACUUUGAUUAG